AAGAGCCCAGAGACCGGCAUGAGGGGCUAAUUCUCGCGAUAUUGGAGCCGGCCAGCGGUGCACGAGAAUCUAUCGCAGUGAGGGAGAGAGCUGAAGAGCAGCGGCGGCGGUUUGUGCUCUUCGUUCACAGGGAGAAUAGGAGGAAAAAAUAUAUAAAGAUCAGUAUCAAAGAGAUAAGGCAUAUUUGUUGGACGUCAGUUACGUUUAGGGGAAAAGAGGUUGCGGGUAAAGAAACAGUCAGGGCAGGCUAAGUGUGUAAUCGAGUUUAUCCGCAGUCUGCGCUUUUAUACUGGAGAUGUCGGUGGUCGGCUUUGAUGUUGGUUUCCAGAGCUGUUAUGUGGCUGUGGCGAGGGGCGGCGGCAUCGAGACGGCCGCCAACGAAUAUAGCGACAGAAGUACCCCGUCUUGUGUGUCAAUGGGACCCAGAAAUCGUUCAGUUGGAGCUGCUGCCAAAAGCCAGCUGGUGUCCAAUGUGAAAAACACUUUACAAGGAUUUAAAAGGUUCCAUGGCCGGGCUUUCACAGACCCAUUUGUAAGAGCUGAACAAUCCAAGCUUGGAUAUGAACUUGUCCAGAUGUCAAAUGGUACUACAGGUGUUAAGGUUUUGUACAUGGAAGAGGAGCGAUGCUUUAGUGUAGAGCAAGUGGCAGGAAUGUUGAUGACUAAACUGAAAGAAACAGCUGAAACUGCACUGAAGAAACCAGUCCUGGAUUGUGUAAUAUCAGUUCCAUGUUUCUACACAGAUGCUGAGAGGAGGUCAGUAAUGGAUGCUGCACAGAUUGCAGGGCUCAACUGUUUACGGCUUAUUAAUGAAACCACUUCAGUUGCACUUGCUUAUGGGAUAUAUAAACAAGACCUGCCAGCCCCUGAGGAGAAACCAAGGAACGUUGUUUUUGUUGAUUUGGGACAUUCAGCAUUUCAGGUUUCAGCCUGUGCAUUCAAUAAGGGAAAACUAAAGGUCCUUGCUAGUGCUUUCGACCCAUACUUGGGUGGAAAAAACUUUGAUGAGAUUCUGGUAAAUCAUUUCUGUGAAGAAUUCAGUAAGAAGUACAAACUAGAUGUUAAAUCAAAGAUCCGAGCCGUAAUGCGGCUUUUCCAGGAAUGUGAAAAGCUGAAGAAACUUAUGAGUGCCAAUGCAUCUGACAUACCAAUGAAUAUUGAGUGUUUCAUGAAUGACAUUGAUGUUUCUGGAUCACUGAACAGGGCCCAGUUUGAAGAGAUGUGCAGUACACUUUUGUCCAGAGUGGAGGCUCCUCUUCGCAGUAUUAUUGAACAAACCAAACUUAAGCGAGAGGAUAUUUAUGCUGUUGAGAUUGUGGGUGGAGCAACUCGUAUUCCUGCUGUUAAAGAAAGAAUUACCAAAUUCUUUGGUAAAACCCUGAGUACAACUUUAAAUGCAGAUGAGGCUGUAGCACGUGGUUGUGCUUUGCAGUGUGCUAUUCUUUCACCUGCAUUCAAAGUGAGGGAAUUUUCAAUCACAGACUUGGUUCCAUUUCCAAUUUCCAUGAGGUGGAAUUCUCCUGCUGAAGAAGGACUUGGUGAUUGUGAGGUGUUCCCCAAGAACCAUGCAGCACCAUUCUCCAAAGUUCUUACUUUCUAUAGAAAAGAAUCCUUCAAUCUUGAAGCAAUUUACAGUUGCCCCAAGGAGUUACCUUAUCCUGACCCAAAAAUUGGUCACUUUACUAUUCAGAAAGUGGUUCCUCAAACUGAUGGGUCCAGUUCUAAGGUGAAAGUGAAAGUGAGGGUUAACAUUCAUGGUGUCUUCAGUGUAUCCAGUGCCUCGUUGGUGGAAGUGCAGAAAUGUGAAGAGACAGAUGAUGUUCCAAUGGAAACUGAUCAAUCCCAGACUAACCUAAAAGAAGAGGAGAGUAAGAUGCAGAUUGACCAGCAGGAAGAACCAGCUCAUGGGGAUGGUAAUCACCCACCAGGAUCAGCAGAGAGUCAAAAAAAUGAAAUUGAUGAAAUGGAGACCUGUGAAACUGCUUCAAAGGAAGAUAAAAAUAGAGACCAGCCUCCCCAGGCAAAGAAGGCAAAGGUCAAAACAAAAACUGUGGACCUACCCAUAGAGAGCAAUCUGCAAUGGCAAUUGGAUCAGCAGCUGCUGAAUAUAUUCACUGAAACUGAGGGUAAAAUGGUUAUGCAAGAUAAACUUGAAAAAGAAAGAAAUGAUGCAAAGAAUGCACUGGAGGAAUAUGUGUAUGAAAGUAGGGACAAACUCUGUGGAAUAUAUGAAAAGUUUGUCAGUAAUGAGGAACAAAGCAAAUUAAGCCUUCUGCUAGAAGACACAGAAAACUGGUUGUAUGAAGAUGGUGAGGAUCAGGGAAAACAAGUGUAUAUAGAUAAAUUGACCGAAUUGAAGAAAUUUGGUCAGCCGAUUCGAGACCGCUACCAAGAGUUUGAGGAUCGCCCACGAGCCUUUGAUGAACUGGGGAGACAGAUGCAACAAUACAUGAAGAUAAUAAACUCCUAUAGAAAUAAAGAAGAACAGUAUGAUCAUCUGGAUCCAGCAGACAUGGAGAAAGUGGGAAAGCAUGUGCAAGAAGCAAUGGAAUGGAUGAACAGUAAAAUGAAUUUGCAGAGCAAACAGUCUUUAACACAAGCUCCACUUGUAAAAUGUGCAGAAAUCCGAGCCAAAGUUAAGGAAUUGAUCAACUUUUGUAACCCCAUUGUUAGCAAGCCAAAGCCUAAAGUAGAACCCCCAAAAGAGAGAGAGGCAGAAAAGAAUGGACCAGUGAAUGGACAAACAAGUGCUGACUCGGAGGGCUGUACACCUGCUACCACUGAGAGUGCCCAGAAAAAUGCAGAACAACACCAGCAAACUCUACCAGAAAUGGACAUUGAGUAAUGGGUGCAACAGUCACCUACCCAAACUGUUAUGUAAAAUUUAAAGUCAUGGACUCUGCAGGGCAGCUUUUUUCACCUUUUUUUAUGGUGAAUGGAGUAACCUGAACCUGGUAUUCUUGAAUCUCUCUGGCAAAUUUGGUAGUUUUUUUUUUAAACUCCUUCCCUAACUUUGCAAUGGGACAGGUAUUAACUAAUACAACUGGGGCUUGAAUUAAGUGUUUUUGUUACAAAAAUAGCUUUGAUUUUGUUUGUGGCUUUGUUUCACUGAAAAUGUUUUUUUUUUGUUGUUUUCUGUUAGCCCCCCUGUCCACCCCAAAGGUGGCGAUGCUGAUACUGCUGGACUCGGUUGUGUACUUUGCUAGCAAGCUUUCUGCUGGUAAUUAGAAUGCCAGGUAGCAACAUGCCUACCAGUAUUUCGCUAAGUUGCUGAUCUGCUUGAGUGCUGUGUUGUUUCAUGUUUUUGUUUUAUUGGCUUGCUUUGAUUGUUAUUGACAGCUGUUAGAAUUAAAGCUACAUUGCCUUUUUUUUUAAAGAAUCCCAAUCUUUAAAGAUUGCACGUAUCAUUUUUCCCUUUAGAAUGCUACCAUCAGUUUCCACCUAUGCACAUAUUACUUGUACAACAGUCAAAAGUGUUGAAGUCAAAAUUAGUUUGGAUCAUAUGUUAAAGGGAGACUGUUUCAGGUUCAGUAUUCUGAAAAACAAUUAAAUCCUAUGUUUGGACAACAAAGAUGCUGCCUGUCCAAAUAUUUGACAACAGAUAUUGAUUCACUUAUAAGGCAGAGUGUGUGUAUAUAAUAUAUAUUAUAUAUAAUAUAUACACAUAUAUACAAUGUUACUGUACAAUGCUUUCAAUUACAUUUCUUUGAUCUGUUCACUGGUUACUUCCCUUUAAUUCGUAUAUUAAAUUUAAAUUGUUUGAAUUUACUUGUGUAAGGUAAUUUUUUAUGAUGUUGGAUGUAAAUACAAGUUUUGGGAGGAGUGGAGAGAAGCCAAGAAAAUUCUACGUUGCACUCAUAUAUUGCAAUGCAAUGUUGACUUCUUGAAGGACAGCAACUUAAGAACUGACAGCAUGGUCAGGCUUGUAUUGCAAAAAGUUCAGAAAUAAAUACUACAACGAACUUUAUAGUUCAUUAAAGGGGAAUGCCACAUUGCAUUUUACUUAAUUUCAGCGAUCUAUUACCUACCAAGUGUUCUGAAUCGUGAAUUCAAGAGAACCAGAUUGUGAUAUAAUAUUUGUUUGUUAAAAACCAUAUUCAAAAGUAUGAGCACAGCACAAUGGGAAAAGCAGUGGUCUUUUGAAGCAUUGGGGGAAUACUACUGAUUAUUCUUGUAGUUAAUUUUGGGAAGGAUAAUUUGGUGACCAAUCUUCAUUUUUCUGUAGCUGGGUCAUUAAAUUUUGAGUGCAUUUUUGAAUUCCAAGGGUGGGAUUUUCUGCACACACCCAGGAUUGUCCCAUCCCACUGCAAGUCAAUGGACUUCUAGCUGGGGCGCUACUUCACCCACGGCGGGUUCCACCUGUGGCGGGACCGGAAAAUCCCGGCCUAUGUUUCCAUGUAUUUGCUUAUGCGAGAAUGCCCAGAAACAGUACAUAACUGAGUUACAAGAAGUUUCCCAGAAUGCAUUUUGGUGCAGGUAGGUAUUAUUGAAACUUAGGCAGCUGCAAAGAAUUGGAGAGACAUAACCAGAAUAAGUAGCCAAGUUAUUUUCUUUUCCCUCUCCUGUAAUUCUACUGUAUUGUUUUUCUGCAUGGAAUGAAGGUUGGCGUUUGCUUCAGUGUCAUUAAGCUUUUGUCAGUUUUCAUAAUAUUGUAACUGGGUAUGAUCAGUUUUCCCGAGAAAAGACUAAAUGGUUAUGGCAGAGGAAAGAAUGUAAGGAGGGCAGUGCUGUGCAUAUUGAACUAAUGUGGAUAUGCCAAUCUGUUUUCUUGUUAUUUUAAAAAAAAUGUGCCCUUUCUCCUAACACAUUUCAUCUCUCAACAGCCUUGUAUACCAUACACAGGUUACUUGAUUUUUUAAAAAGUUGGUGUGUAAAGUACCAUGUAUGAUAUAAACCAAUUAGGAUAUCCCUGUUUGCUCAGAAAUUAGUCAAGUCUGUCCAGUUUCCAGUUCUUGUUGCUUAAUUAUUGCAUACUGAGUUAUGAAGCUGCACCUCAAUAUAACAGGUAGUGGUAAUUCAUUAUAGUCAUAAAACUGUAUAAUUUCAAGAACUCUGGUCUUGCAAACACUGUCCAUUGACAUACUAUGUCAAGGCUUGCGAGUUGCUAUUUCCACUGUAUAUUUAUACUCUUGCUAUUUCACUGAACAGAGUGUGAAAUACCAAUAAAAAGAAAUUGAAAGAA
Messenger RNA from Carcharodon carcharias (great white shark), 5182 nucleotides. RefSeq names its product heat shock 70 kDa protein 4-like. Gene Ontology annotation, molecular function: ATP-dependent protein folding chaperone; ATP binding. Gene Ontology annotation, cellular component: nucleus; cytosol. NCBI's taxonomy places the organism in Eukaryota, Metazoa, Chordata, Chondrichthyes, Lamniformes, Lamnidae. The record is from RefSeq and is a predicted model, not a curated record. The transcript has 19 exons. Bases 296 to 2845 code for a protein of 849 amino acids. Gene Ontology annotation, biological process: protein folding.